Labrus bergylta (ballan wrasse) is the source of this 4926-nucleotide messenger RNA. RefSeq names its product ubiquitin-conjugating enzyme E2F (putative) (gene ube2f). Lineage: Eukaryota; Metazoa; Chordata; Actinopteri; Labriformes; Labridae. The record is from RefSeq and is a predicted model, not a curated record.
CUCACUGCGCUUCCGUUGCCCAUGACACCGGAACGAAGUUCUGACAGCUGAUUCUUCAAUCAGUUUUAUGUCCACUCUGAGACCCAAAAUAAUCAUUUUAGAGGUUAUUAACAGUCGGACCUACCUCACAUAAGCUCCGGCUGGAGUUGCAGACGUCGCGUUGACCAGAGGAGGACAGCUGAUUAUGGUGUAGCACGGAGCGCUAGCAGGCAUUUAAGCAGCAGUGCAGUGCAGUGCAGUGCAGCGUGGGGCAGACCGAGGCAGACCACAGCAGCGGAGCCAUGCUUACGUUGGCCAGUAAGCUGAAGAGGGAUGAUGGAGGAAAGACGGGCCGUGCCUCAGGAGCCUCAGACUCCACCCACAGGGUCUCUAUCAGGGACCGCCUCCUUACCAAAGAAGUUGCAGAACUUGAAGCCAAUCUCCCUAGUACAUGCAAAGCCAAUUUCCCAGAUGAGGACAAGCUGCAUCAUUUUCAUCUGGCAGUGUCUCCUGAUGAGGGUUACUACCAAAGUGGAAGGUUUCAGUUUGAAAUCGACGUCCCCGAAGCCUAUAACAUGGUGCCUCCUAAAGUGAGAUGUCUGACCAGAAUAUGGCAUCCUAACAUCACAGAGAAUGGAGAGAUCUGUUUGAGCUUAUUGCGGGAACACUCUAUUGACGGCACAGGCUGGGCCCCCACCAGAACAUUAAAGGAUGUUGUCUGGGGAUUGAACUCCUUGUUUACCGACCUUUUGAACUUUGAUGACCCGUUGAAUAUCGAUGCCGCAGAACAUCAUCUGAGAGACAAGGAGGAUUUUCGGACUAAGGUUCAAGAUUACAUCAAGCAUUACGCCAGAUGAUAGAAGCAUUGGCUUCCUACUUCAGCCUCCACCAACCAACAAACCAAACUGCUCUACCUUGCCUCUGCUUACCUUGGCCAACUCCCUCACGUGUGUGAAUCAACAGCUGACUCUGACUCUUACCACUCCCCUCCUCUUGACACAGCUCUGUCCAUGACCUGCUGUUCACCCGAUUGCAAUAAACUCCACAUUGCAGGAACAAAAGAAAAAAAAGAAAAGAGAAAAAAAAAUAGGAUGCAUUCGAGGAAGGGCUUGCAUAUAAAAGAAAAAAAAUGUGCUUUAAUUAUGCUAAUCAAUGAGUGUUACAAUGACCACAAUGUCUGUCCAUUGUGGAGAGAUCACUGAAUGACGCCGCCUCGCUGGGAUGUCCCUGACAUGGGCGGAAACGAGCCAUGGCAAUGAACGGCGAGGAAAGAGAUGUGAUGAUUCAGGGUGGGUUGGGGGGGGAAGAUAAAGGAAAUGACAUUCAACUGUGUGAGAAAUGAGAUGAAUGAAGAGAAGGAAUAUCUAUUGCUAUCAGUUCUCUGUUCCAGUGCCUGCCAUGUUUGUGUCGCAAAAGAGAAAAUGCAUGCGAGUUCACACAGAGACACACACACACACACACACACACACGAUGUCACACCCUGUAGUAAAAGGUGAAUACACCUACUGUACACAGGUUGCUGAGCACUUGCCUAUCAGUCAAACACACACACACUGACAACAGAGAGCCUACAGCCCCACAAGACAGCAUGUGAAUGACCACAUUGUCCUGUUCUGUGUUCAUUCUCUUUGCAUGUUGAAACGCACACCGUACAACUCUCAAACAAACCUUCUGUGUGUUUUCAUCUCCAGUGUGAUAACGUACGACUACUAAAACCACAACCAAAAGUAUUGUAGUGUGUUCAGUUUCACCUCUGAGCCCAUGUCCCUCCUCUGCUGCCAUCUGUCUCUCUGUUACACACACACACACACACACACUAACUCACAGAAAAUGUCUCUAUUGUUUCAAUGAGGUUUAUUUUUUUUUACUUAUGGUGCGUUCAUAAAGUACUUUGCCAAUGGCACAUUCUCACUCUGCAUGAAGCAAUGACUAUGACUUUAAAUGACUCAUUAAGGAUUUCAUUUUACAACCAAACAAAACAGUGCUUUUCUUUUUUGUGCGUGCUCCCCCAGAUUUAAUGUGCAAAACGUUACAGAACAUGUGAAAUGGAAUCCGCUGCAAUAACGGCCAUUACAAUAAAAAUGCAGACAACGGUAACCCACAGAGAGCUAUCACCUGCAUCUGCAAUGCAUCCCCCGACUCCUCCCUGGCUUCAUGGUGCUUGUCAUGCGUUUUAUCUCUUUGUUAAAAUGUCCCACCUGCAACUUUUAUGUUGUGGUUCAGUGUUGUUUCCAGCCGCUCCAGGCAGGAAAAAGCUCCAAAACCCCCAAUGUUUGAUAUCUGCCAAGCGCUUAACAGCAGGCAGACCGUGAGAGAUGAACUGGUAAACAUGGUGCUUAUUUUUUUUCAGUUUUAGAGCCAGAUAUUUUCUUUGCAAGUAGGAGGUAGACCACAAACAGAGCAAGUAGAAAAGGCAAGACAGACUGUCACAACUCAAAAAAUGAAUUUGGGCCCGAGCACGAACCGUGCGAGGACCCUCUUGAAACCCUUUCAAAGAAUUUUAAAAAAGCUAUAAAAGACAAAUCCACCCAUCGAUUUGUGGAUGCUGCCAUCUCAGUGUCUCCUGCAGAAAGUCAAAAAAAAUUAGACAGCUGCUGAUGAAGAAACCUUGAUCAAUCUCAAAAUGAUUUAGAUGUAAUAUCAUAGAUAUCAGUUUAACAACAACCUGAUCACAUAAUGAAGAAAUGUAAAUUAACUUGUGAUGCAGUGCUGUUUAAUAUAAACCUGUUCUAUGAUACUAAAUGAGUUAAUCAGUUAACAGCUGCAUUUAAUUAUCAGACUAUUUUCAUUGUGAAAUAUGUUUUUAUAGAUAUCAAUUAAACACAUUUUCUUUUCUUUUUUUUUGCUAAUGCAGCUGGUCUGCACUGAUUACAAGCAGCUCUGACCUGACCAUGCUCGCCAAUAUAGGGACAUCAUAUAACAGACCAUUUUAUUUACUGCAGGUUUAAAAACAACUAAAUACCAUCCUCCAUCAGAUCACUCUGAGAAGGUGUGUGUGUCCGCUCGUAUACGGCGUGAGUUUUGUACACUCCCCAUUUGUUCCAAUGUGUAGGUUUGUUUUGACAUUUAAAGCAGAUCAGAACUCCACGGGUUCUUCCUGUUGUCUUUUACAUUGUUGUGUUAAAAAAAUGUAUUAGGAAACUGUUCUCUUCCCAGGACAGCUCACAUUCAAACCCGCAGAUGUAUUAGGGAGACAUAACUGCAGAAAUGGUCAACUUGUGAUUUUCCCAGGGUUCGUCUAUAGUGUGAUUAGUAUCGUCCUCUGUGGCCAAUUAACACCAGUAAUGGUCUGUUAACAAACAUCAUUCUCAAUUUAUGAUGAGGAAUAGAAAGACCUACAAGUCCUACACUCUUCACACAACAUGGAUUUAAGUCUAACCUAAUAGUCAUUGUUUCAUUGUAAUUCAUUUUUAAUUCGAUAAUGAAGAACAUUUUUACUGUCUUCAGACUUUAUGAGCGCAUUAUACGCCCCUCUCAUUCUCGACGUUUCUGCAACUAAGCUAACAUGCCGUUUAUUUAUUUCUGAUAGACAGUACUCCAUUCUCUCUUUAUGUGUCAUGACUCUGUUUUCUCUGUAUGGAUGUGCUCUAAAAUGUCAAAAGCAGAGGUUUCUAAAGACACUUAGAUAUCAAGGUAACUUGCGAGCAAGCUAGCCAGCAAGUGGGUUAACACGCUAUUAAGGGAGUUAGCAAGCUAACACGUGCAUUGUUUUCUGUCAUUUAAAGGAACUCUUUCUUUUCAUCAGGUUGUAAAGUUUUAUGGUGUCAAGCAGGCUGGCCUGCUAUAGGCUAACCAAGGCUAGAUCUAUUUGGCAUGCAUGCCAGUGGGUUAGCUUGUUGGCUAGCCAGAGAACAGAGGUGCUGCUAUUCUCAUAUUAUUCUAUUCAUAUUCUAACAUGACUUGAGUGGGGGUUGAGGAGCACUUGACCCUGUCUAACCAAUUUAGCCAAGCAGAUAAUAUCAAACUGUCUUUGUGAACCUCUGCUGUAGCGAACAUUUGCCAUAAAAUGUACAUUCAUUUUGUCUCUGUGAGAGAGAAUAAGAGAGUGUGUCCAUCCGUUAGCCUCUGAGGGUGUGGUAAGUGUGUGUAUGUUUCGCUCGGCCCUGGGUAGCAUUGUGCCUCCAGUUUGAGUCGUGUCUCUGAACAUCAUGACUGGUCUCACUCCAUUCAGCUUUAUGUUCACAAGUCUGCAUGAGGCAAAGUCUUUGUGAUCUGCCAGUGGUGCAUUUUACUAAGGAUGUCAGAAAUGUAGUUUUACGUGGGAGGUGUGUGUGUGCGUGUAAAAGUUGAAAUUUUGUGCUUGUUGAGUGUGUGUAUGCGUGAGCGCAGUUACAGUAUGACUUGUUGAAAUGAUGUGACUUGUUAGCAUGCUCUGGUUCCCUUUUUACCCCUCUUUUUUUGUUAUUCUGGCCCAGGGGUAAACAGCUCAAAUUAUUAUUGUUUUCAAAGAGAAAGUAAGCAGAAUAAUAGAAGAUACUCACUUCUGCCAGAAUAAAGGACCUGACAGUAUUUCAGAUACCAGGACUAUUGAAAGAAUAUGUGAAUAUUGGUGUGCCAUGGCAAUGCAAACAUGGUUUAUUCCAAUAAAGCUUGAAGGCUAAAGGAACUGCCUUCUAAUAUGAAGCCAUCAUGUGUGUUUGCUCUGACAGCUGACUGCUAUGGUAGCAGUUGUGUCCUGAAUAUGGUAGCCCAAUACUUUGUACUGAAUCUUAGCCUUACUUACACUCAGACAUAGCUUCCCGUUGGACACGCUGCCAUACGUCCUUUGUUUUGGCAGUUAGCAGUGUUUUUUCCCAGGAUGGGAUUGGGAAAUGUCUCUGCUUGGGCUAACUCCAUCUUUGGGCCAGAGGAGAAGAUUAACAGCCUGUUCUUCAAAUCCUCAACCUUUUCUUUCUCAGAUUGUAUAUUCAUUUUUUUAAGAUAUAUUAAAGAGAAUAUAAAUUAAAA